This is a messenger RNA of Kalmanozyma brasiliensis GHG001, 1689 nucleotides long. RefSeq lists its product as uncharacterized. The coding region runs from base 1 to 1689 and encodes 562 amino acids. The record is from RefSeq and is a predicted model, not a curated record. The transcript has a single exon. NCBI's taxonomy places the organism in Eukaryota, Fungi, Basidiomycota, Ustilaginomycetes, Ustilaginales.
AUGGACCAGUCGCAACCCCUGCCACCCGUCCCGAUCUCCCUCCUACAGACUCGCCUCGGCCCUGGCGUCACUCUCCUCCAGCACCUCGACAUGCUUAGGGCAGGCCUCGAGCCUUAUGCUUUCCAGACCCACCGCGCACCUGACCCCCCAAAGCUCACCCCGAACCAAGGUGGUAUUCACGUCACCCCACGCGAACUGAUCGUCGACCACGGUAUCAAGGAGAUUCUUCAGGAUAAACUGAAGCUGAUUCAUCAGUACCUCGGCGACGCUCGUAUUCUGCCACUCUACCCCUAUCCCGAGUUCGUCGACCGCCGCAUCAGCAACGAGGCCGGAGUACACGACCUCACCGUCAUCCACAGCCUCGCGGGCACCAUGCAUAUCCUGGAGGCGAUCCGAUCCAUGGCGCAGCGACCCAACCUUGACGCUGCCCGACGUGAUCACCCGCUGAUCCGUCUUUUUAAGGACGUCGAACGGUUCUCCUUCCAAUCCGGAGUCCAGCAACCUGGCAGCUGGAAACCUCCAGCCAUGACCCCCGCUCAGGUUGGCCGAGUGCUCAACCGGGGUCGCGCCAACGCAGACUCGGUCCCCUCUUCCACACUCAGCGACGAGGCCAUCAAAACCAUCACCAAGGAACUUAACAAGUCCUUCGGUGCCACGCAACCGGAUCUUGAGAUCAUCGCGACCACCCGAUACGAGCACGCUGAGGGGUGGACUGACACUACGGACAAGUCGGUGCUCACCAUUGAGCUCAAACGGCAGAGCAACCUCAACCCAAAGAUUGUCAACGCCGCCGUUCAGCCGGAAUCAUGGUACCAUUCUACCCACGCUGCGAAAGUUCGACAAGGAAGGCUGCCCGUCCGAGAGGCGUACGCUCACCGCCUGAUCGCUGAAGAGGAGGUCUUCGACAACUCUACGGAUGGCUUCAACCAAUGGACCUCGCAGGAGUGGAAGUACAUGAUACAACGCGCACACCAAUGGGGUGUCACCUCCUCCGCCGUCUCUCUGGUUCCAAUCAAACUCGACCGCCAGGCCGAUCGUCUUCAGACUAGUCAGGACGCGAACAUCACCACUAUCGAUGGAGAUUGGUCCUUCGAGCUUUUCCGCCCCACCCACUACCUGGCUGCUGGCCGCCCACCACGUCAUCAUCCAAUCAACGCCGAGAUCUAUGCUGUCCUGACCAUGCUCAACAUGGAGGCCGGCCCCGCCAGAGAAGACAGUUACGCGGAGGUAGCUCGGCAGGUUCAUACGGCGAUCCGUCCCUAUUUGCCAAACAACCAGGUCUUCGGCGCUGGUCCUAGCCAAGCCACUGAACCCGCCAACACCAGCACCAACGACUCACCCCUUCGCCAACUUCGCAGCUCUACGUCUCGGAAUGCAGCACCUCCUUCCUCGGACACCGCUCUCGAAGCAGACAUCCGACAACUGCUCCUCCCGGCCCCAGCCGGCUUCGCUCACCCCUUCUCUUAUCGGCUCCGUCGACAAAUCAUCCACUGGGGCAUUCACCGUCGAUCCAAUCGCGGCCGUAUCGAUCCGUUUGCUACCGUACGCAAACUCGUCCAACCGUAUCCGAUCCUCAAUUGUCUGUACAUUCCGAUGGAAGAUGUGGAAGACCACGAAGAGAGGCAAUCUGAGCAGAAACUCUACCUUGCUCCCACGCAAGAAGACGAUGCGGCCCUCACACGCCCCUAG